AUGAUUUAUACAGCUAGUUUUAAAUUAUUACCCCAAUCCAAAUAUUUACCAAUAUUGUUCUUGCCAUGGGUGGGUAUAAACGCCGACGGGCAAGGCAAGUGCGAGGAGCAGGCAGUGCGACUCAGCUAACUCACUUUUUCAACUGAACUCCCGGUACCGAGAACUUGACAUUCUACGCCUCGUGUAAUUUUCCAAGUGAAUUCCAGCUGCCGGCACAAAGUAACAGUAACGACUAUGGGAGUGUCUCAUUCGGUUGUCAAGUUGAAAAGUAAAACUGCGUGAUGAAAUUUAAUUUUGGUCGUGGACACGCGUUUUCUUGUUUAAACGUCUGAGGAAACUUAAUUCAGUUGCAUCCUUAUGUCUGUUAGUAGUCUUGUUUCAUUAUUUUUCACUCGAAUUUAAAGUUCGUUUUCCGUAGGCAGGCUACAUGAUGGUUCAUAAGUAUGACACAGAGAGGGCUGUUGAGCUUUUGAGGCAGUACCAGGACAGUCUGACUAGCCCAGAGGAGCAGGCACUGAAGACCAGCGUGGGGAAAGUCUCUGCCAUCUUUGGGAGCCAGCUAUUUCAAGCCCUGCUAGACAUUCAAGAAUGUUACGAGGUGACCUUGCAGCUCAACACAGCUGAGAACAAUGUGAAGGAGGACAGCAGUGAAGACGCCUGGGAGAAGCCAGACGAGGAGGACAGCGAGGGGGUGUCCCGGGUCCGAGUGCUCAGCAGGCGGAGCCCUCAGAAGGUGGAGCUGGUGUCGGGGCUGGUGAGCCGCUCCCACAUCCACGCCCCCAAGGCCAACCCUCCCCCCAUCAUCGUCAACGCAGACUCACUGGAUGCAGGCCCUUAUGUGAAUGGCAGUGAUGGGAUGUACAAAUAUGAGGAGAUUAUCCUGGAGAGGGGCAACUCUGGGCUGGGCUUCAGCAUCGCUGGGGGGAUGGACAAUCCACACAUCCCUGACGACCCUGGGAUCUUUAUCACCAAGAUCAUCCCUGGGGGAGCUGCAGCCAUGGAUGGCAGACUGGGGGUCAACGACUGUGUGCUGCGUGUGAACGAGGUGGACGUGUCCGAGGUGGUCCACAGCCGGGCGGUGGAGGCCCUGAAGGAGGCCGGGCCCGUGGUCAGGCUCCUGGUCCGGAGAAGACAGGCCCCACCAGAGACCAUCCUGGAGGUCAACCUCCUCAAGGGGCCCAAAGGGCUGGGUUUCAGCAUCGCUGGAGGCAUCGGCAACCAGCACAUCCCUGGAGACAACAGCAUCUACAUCACCAAGAUCAUCGAGGGGGGCGCGGCUCAGAAGGAUGGCCGGCUGCAGACUGGAGACCGUCUGCUAGCUGUGAACAACAUCAUCCUGCAAGACGUGCGUCACGAGGAGGCGGUGGCGGCGCUGAAGAACACGUCAGACAUGGUGUACCUCAAGGUGGCUAAGCCAGGCCCCGUCCACCUCAACGACAUGUACGCCCCCCCAGACUACUCUAGCACCUUUCCCACCAUGGUGGACAACCACGUGAGCCACAACUCAGGCAUGGCCUACAUGGGGGCCAUGGAGCCCAAGCCUGUGUACCAGCCCUCCCAGGUCACGCCCUCCAGGUACUCCCCAGUCCCCCGCCACAUGCUGGGGGAGGAAGACUUCACCAGUCCGGCCCCGCGGCCUGACGCUGUGGCUCUGUUUGGCAGGGAGCCACGGAAGGUGCUGCUGCACAAGGGCUCCACAGGCCUGGGCUUCAACAUUGUGGGCGGAGAGGACGGAGAGGGAAUCUUCGUCUCCUUCAUCCUGGCGGGCGGCCCGGCGGACCUGAGUGGAGAGCUGAGGAGGGGAGACCGAAUCCUCUCGGUGAAUGGGGUCAACCUGCGGAACGCCACCCACGAGCAAGCAGCCGCCGCACUCAAGAGGGCUGGACAGACCGUCACCAUCAUCGCCCAGUACCGGCCAGAAGAGUACAGCCGCUUUGAGUCGAAGAUCCACGACCUGAGGGAGCAGAUGAUGAACAGCAGCAUGAGCUCAGGAUCGGGCUCCCUGCGCACCAGCGAGAAACGCUCCCUCUACGUCAGAGCCCUGUUUGACUAUGACAGGACCAGGGACAGCUGUCUGCCCAGCCAGGGCCUGAGCUUCUCCUAUGGCGACAUCCUGCAUGUCAUCAACGCCUCCGAUGACGAGUGGUGGCAGGCGCGGCUGGUCACGCCCCACGGCGAGAGCGAGCAGAUCGGGGUCAUUCCCAGCAAGAAAAGGGUGGAGAAGAAAGAGCGGGCCAGGUUAAAAACAGUCAAGUUCCACGCCAGAACGGGCAUGAUCGAGUCCAACAGGCCAGUCAAAGUCAAGCGCAAAAAAAGCUUCAACCUCUCACGCAAGUUCCCCUUUUACAAGAGCAAGGAGAAUAUUGUGCAGGAGUUGGUGGAAUCCGAACAAUGCCUGACCUCCAACACAAGCGACAGUGAAAGCAGCUCAAAGGGUCAGGAGGACACCAUUCUCUCCUACGAGCCAGUGAUUCGACAGGAGAUUCAUUACACCAGGCCUGUGAUCAUCCUGGGCCCCAUGAAGGACAGAGUCAACGAUGACCUCAUCUCAGAGUUCCCACACAAAUUUGGCUCCUGCGUUCCCCACACAACUCGUCCACGGCGGGAGAACGAGAUGGACGGCCAGGACUACCACUUUGUGGCCUCGCGAGAGCAGAUGGAGAAAGACAUCCAGGACAAUAAGUUCAUCGAGGCGGGCCAGUUCAACGAGAACCUGUACGGGACCAGUAUCCUGUCUGUCAGAGCUGUGGCUGAGAGGGGAAAACACUGUAUUCUUGAUGUGUCUGGGAAUGCUAUAAAGCGACUGCAACAAGCACAACUUUAUUCGAUCGCAAUCUUCAUCAAACCAAAAUCCAUUGAAGCUCUAAUGGACAUGAACAAGAGGCAGACAUACGAGCAGGCCAAUAAAAUGUUCGACAAAGCCAUGAAGCUUGAACAAGAGUUUGGAGAAUUCUUCACAGCCAUUGUACAGGGUGACUCACUAGAGGAGAUCUACAACAAAAUCAAGCUGAUCAUCGAGGAACAAUCGGGUCCCUACAUCUGGAUCCCAUCUGCAGAGAAGCUCUGAGAUCCCAGCCAAUCCCGUCUGCUGCUCUGCAGAACUCCUCCCACCUCCCUGAGACCCCGCCCAUACCUAAAUAGCUCCUCCCUCCUCUCCCUUUUUUGCAGAUAUGUUUCAUAUCAAGUUUUAGUGUCAUCAUUAUGUUACUCUCAAAUGAAAAGAAGUCUUAUCACCAUUACUGUGACUGUGCACACCCCUGCAUGAGUUUCUCAGCAAAUCCAUUCAAGACUGGAAAUGCCAUUCCAAAAUGAAUUUGUCAUUUAAAACAAAAAAGGGAAAAAAGAAUUAAUCCUUUUUGUGAAAUGGGACUGACAGUGAAGAUCAGAAUGUUUUACAGAAUGCUGGAGUGAGGAGUCGGGGAUUCAAAGACGUUGUGGGGAGUAAGAGACCAAUCAUAAGUUGGAACACUUUGUAAAUGUUCAUCAAAUCACAUUAAAAAAAGACGCGCCAGAUGAAAUGCGAAGACCAAUUGAGGGUUGUUGUUUUUCUACAAGGACUGGAUCAAAUCAAGCCCAGCUGAUGGUCCAUUUCGUGGAGUCAUCUCUCUUGUUUCUAAUAACUGCGGAGGAUCUCCAUGGAGAAAGAAGCCUACAAACUGGUGAUCUAUUUAUCAUGAACCAGCUUGCUGUUUGAUCUGCUGCCAGUUGUUUGCACUGCAGCUGAUAAAGACUUCUUUGGAGGCGGAACAGAAGGAAGAAAAUGAGUUACGAAUCUCUACAUUUAUAUUAUGAAAAUCACAAGAUAAAUGAUAAAAUCCUACUGAGAUUUUACUACAUAUUAAAAACGACACGUUUUACACUUCACUAGAAUUGUCUAUUUGGAGGGCUGUUAGAAUUCAUUUCUUUGUUUAGUUUUUUUGUGGGAUUUUGCGCUUGUGGUUUUGAGCUGCUCUGUGUAAAGGAUGGGGGUAGAGAAGUGUAACUGGGCUCUCUGCAAAACACCAAACUGCCUUACAUCAAAUACAAAUUCUGUUCUUUGACUACCUGUACCUUGUGAGGAAGGCUACAAAUAAUCCACCCCGAGAUUCUUUGUUCUUAAUCAUGACUUUCUCUGUGUUCUCCUCUUGCUUCCAGGGAGGCCUACAACUUGUGAGUGCAAUAGAUAACAUGCAGAGUCGGACCUCUGUAGCUUCCUAUUCCCCCCCCCCCCCCCCCCCCCCCCCUUGUAUUUUAAACCCCUUUUCAUGUGUAAUAUAGAAGAUUUAUUGGAUUUUUCAAUUUGAGCAGCAAUAGCCUCCUCACCCAUGUUACGCAGUAGACCACCCUAUUACACUCUCUGCCUUCCAAGAUGAUUCUCUUCUGAUUGAAUGGUCACAUGGUACUGUCCUGUACGCCACCAUGAUGGUGGCCUUAAAACGGGUAGAACAAGACAAUAAUUGUAUUGGAUGUCCUAACAAUUAAAGAGUCAAUAUAACCAGUUUUGGAUUGUCCCCCUCCUACCCACCCCACCCUCACCCUUGGAAAAAAACACUAAAGAUGGGUUACAUAAAAUCUUGUAUUUUGUGUAGCUAUGAAAUGUAAGAAUGAUUUUUCAAUGUGUUCCGGGCAGGUGUUUAACCACUGUGUUGAGCCCUAUGGUAUGUCCGGGGCGAGCUAGGCCAGCUCAGGAUGCUUAUGCACAGAUCCCAUUUCCCCCGAGACUCCAGGGCCAUGUCUGAGUGGCAAGGCGGAACAGAGAGUUCACAGCUGUCUAGACGUGAAGGAGAGCGCACUGGCAACUGCCUCUGCGCAAUUUAAAGGCAUCUGCAAUCGAAUCAUUUUAAUAAGAGGAUGUAUUAUGUCUUAUCUUUUUUUUGUUGUGUAAGGUGUGGUAAAGCUUUGUCAGGACCACCAGUGUGGUAACCCUUGCAUGACUUGGCUGUGUGGAUCCAGCAGGAUUGAAGCGACCCGUCCUAUGUUCCUGUAGGGAUCUUGGCACUGUGUUUGUGUACAUGUGAGAGAGGGGACGUGUCUGACGUGAAGGAAUACUGUGGCCCCUGACCCUGUGAACAUUUAUGUUUUUUUCUGAAGAGGGGAAAGGUGUUUUUUAUUUUCAUUUUUUAACUCAGCCAUCAGAGAGCCAGACCAGCUUCCUCCCACUCAACAG
Messenger RNA from Hypomesus transpacificus, 5146 nucleotides. It is a transcript of the gene dlg3, whose product is annotated as discs, large homolog 3 (Drosophila). Bases 428 to 3067 code for a protein of 879 amino acids. Gene Ontology annotation, molecular function: kinase binding. Lineage: Eukaryota; Metazoa; Chordata; Actinopteri; Osmeriformes; Osmeridae. Gene Ontology annotation, biological process: chemical synaptic transmission. The transcript has 24 exons. Gene Ontology annotation, cellular component: postsynaptic density membrane; neuromuscular junction; neuron projection. The record is from RefSeq and is a predicted model, not a curated record.